Messenger RNA from Lampris incognitus (smalleye Pacific opah), 3890 nucleotides. RefSeq names its product cAMP responsive element binding protein 3-like 4 (gene creb3l4). Gene Ontology annotation, cellular component: nucleus. Gene Ontology annotation, biological process: regulation of transcription by RNA polymerase II. Gene Ontology annotation, molecular function: DNA-binding transcription factor activity, RNA polymerase II-specific; RNA polymerase II cis-regulatory region sequence-specific DNA binding. The coding region runs from base 131 to 1453 and encodes 440 amino acids. Lineage: Eukaryota; Metazoa; Chordata; Actinopteri; Lampriformes; Lampridae. The record is from RefSeq and is a predicted model, not a curated record. The transcript is spliced from 10 exons.
UGUGUGUGUAUGUGUGGGGGCUGUGAAUUCAAAGUUGCGCCGUAUUUCUCACUUCUAAUGGUUAUGCGGGUGCUAAGUCUGUGCGUCCGGAACAAGAGCCGCUCCUGAGAAGACGAGCCCCACUUCAGCCAUGGAUGCAGAGAAUGGGGAGCUGUUUCUCAGUCAUGAAGAUGAGCAGGUGGUUUUGGGGCAGAGAUGGAAUCUCGACGCGGCAAUCCACUGCUCCGAUGUCAUCUUCAGCAACUCAGAAAAGCCCCUGCAGGAAUGGGCGGUAGACUGUACGCUGAACGACAGCGAGUCGGAGGAUGUGCUCCACGCCGUUGACCCGAAUGAGGUAUUUCCUAGUGGGCCCCCCGGGGAGGCCCUUUCUGAGACUGACAGUGGGAUCUCAGAGGAUCCCCCUGCUGAUGGACCCAUCACUGCGGCGUCAGCAGAGCCCGCCCAGCACACCCUGUACCAAGUGGUCUAUGACAUCAAUGACCUGCGCAACGUCACGGCUGAUUCUGUUCCCACCAGUCUGGAUGUCAUCUCUAUUCAACUGGAUGAGUGGAGCUCUCAGACAUUGUUUUCAGACUCCUGUAUUGUAAAUGAGGUUCCUGUGAUGUCUGCGGCCAGCACCAGUACCGCCCACACCCUGUUUGUCUCCAGCACAGCACCCUCUAGUCCCGACAACUACCAGCAGUACUCAGACCUCCAGCUGACAGAGGAGGAACAGAAACUGUUGACCCAGGAAGGCAUUUCCCUGCCCAGUAACCUGCCCCUAACCAAGGCGGAGGAACGGAUCCUGAAAAAGGUUCGCAGAAAAAUCCGGAACAAACAGUCGGCUCAGGACAGCCGGCGCAGAAGGAAAGAGUACAUUGAUGGUCUGGAAAGCAGGGCAGCAGCUUGCUCAGCACAAAACAAGGACCUUCAGAGGACAGUGGAGCAGCUGGAGAAACACAACAGGUCCCUGGUGGCUCAGCUGCAUAGAUUCCAGUCUCUUAUCAAACAAACAGUUAGCAAAGGAGCCCAGACAAGCACCUGUGUAUUGAUCAUCCUGCUGUCUUUGGCUCUGAUUAUCAUGCCCAGCUUCAGUCCCUUUAGAGGAGGAACAUCCUCAGAGGAGGACUACAAGCCAACAGGAGUUAUUUCCAGAAACAUCCUUAUAGACCUCUCCUCCUCACCGCCAGCAACAGACGAGGCAGAUGGUCGUCCCAACCUUCAAGCCGUCUCGUUACCGGUCCCUGCUCAAAUGAACCAGUCUGCAUCUCCAGAUAGCGGCACUAUUCUCAAACAGCCAACAGAAAACCUUGAAAUCACAGACUUUGUGGACGCAGUCCAAGAGGAGAGUCUAUCACGGAACGAAACGGCUCUCGUCUCCGGGCGAACUGAACCGCUGGCUCUCGGUUUGAGGUCUGUGGCUGGAAAAGGAAGCCUGGACACAACAAAACCUGCACACGCGGAUGAAAUGUAGAACGUUAGCCGUUAGCUUAGCAUAGCUGCAUCCCUCAUCCUUUGGAGCACUUCAGUAGUCUACGCACUUUAUGCUUUACGCAUUUUGCUGAAUGCUCCAUAGCGACUAACCACUGACCGGCAGAGAUUCCGUGUUUUGCUCAAGGACUCUUUGGCAGGACAUGUUGGCAACUGGGGGAUGUGAAACUCGACCUUUUAGUUCUGGGGCAUUAGUUCUAACCGCAAGGUCCAAAUUCAAUCGGUAUUACUUACAAAAGAAAGACACACUUUUAACCGCAGAGACAUUUUUUUUUAGCACACACACACACACACACACACACACACACACACACACACUGUCUCCCUUUACUUCAGGGACAAAGAAUUAACCUCUGUUCAGGACAUUUUCAUUCUCUUCUAUAGGCCUCUAAAAAUUAAGUUACAGAGAAUUUUAAUGAAUCUUUACUUUGCUGAAGACGUAGUGGGGGUUCCUCAAAGACCAGUGAAACCCAGUUUUAGGAACCAGACCGCCCAAGCAGCAAGUCUUCUACCCUGUUGCCAUGUUGGCCUUGUUUUGUUAAAACACCUUUCAAAUGGCCUCACCAUGUCUAACGUAAGCUGGGCUUCAACUAAUACAAGUUUAUCUUGAUGAUGUUCAAACAAUCAAGCUGCAUUUUAUAUAGCGCUUCUCUAGCUGCACCAGCCAUUCAAAGUGCAUAACAAUUAAUCAAUAUGUUUAGAAAACUUCCUUAAUGAAAAAACUGUAGGCUAGAUGUAGAUGAAUUUGCUUCUAAACAACGCUGAGAUGUCUGUAAUUCCCUAAGAAGCAAACCAGAGGGUUUUUUUUCUUUCCACAAAUUGGCAUUAACUAAGUUUAGAUGUUUUCAUCAAACCAGCGGUGUGGCGUGGUAACAGUUAGCUUGUGGUGGCUAAACGAUACAACAUGAAUCGACUUUCCACAUUCGAAAUUUAGUUAAAUUAUCAAAAAUGAACACAGAUUUCAAAGUCUCCACUUUUAAAAGGCAGCGUGAAAGACACCCAAAGACAAAAUGUUGCAAAGUUAGCAGCGGUCUGUGUAGUAUAAUCGGUGUCCACUGCAUUAGGCUAACAGGCUAGCGUUAGCUUCAGGGGGGUAAGGAAGGUACCUGGGCCGCCAUCACUCUGCCGCUCAGUUUGCACUUAGCACACAGACAGCCUCUCCACUUGCAGAACCGUUUGUGUCCCUUCAGAGGUGACUCGUAUCCGUGAUUCCUGCAUUGGGAACAUUAGGGCAUCGUCGGCUGUUUUUUACUCUUCGAUUGGGAGCGUAACGGUGACAGGCCGGUACAGGGCUCCCUGUUUGCUGCGCUCCUCCUGGCUCAUUCUGCAUGUUCCUCAAUGCGGACACUCACUGUUCCAUUUUUUUGCGCUUAAAAACGUAGUUGGGUUUUGACUUGUAGUCCAGUGAGCAGUGCUGGCUCCUCCAGGCUAACUUGGGAGCUUCCAGCUGAGCGUUGGUGCCCGUUGGUUUCAAUGAGAAAUGAUAACAAACAAGCUGCUUUUGAGACUAUUAAUCGAAAAUGUUACUUCUUUUAUAUUUGAUUUUGUUUGUUGGCUUUUUUGGGGGGGGGGAUUGGUAUAAAAUGGUUUCCAUAGUGAGAGCACACAAACAGAAUUCUCCAUUAAAGGGAUUUUUUUCUUUUAAAUUAAUGUUACUUCUAAUGUGAUUUCAAAGGGAUUUUUCUCCAGAUUUUCUUUGAUAACAUUUUCAUUUUUCGGUGCAUUUUUCAUUAUUCAGAUGGCAAUAAAUGGCUGUUGACCUUUGACACUACUCUACUGGAGUGUAGACUUGCUAGCUGUGUUCAGAAACUUUAUAUAUAUAUAUAUAUGUAACUGCAAAAUAAUUGCUUGAGAAAGUGAUUUCAGAAAACGGAAAAAUUCAAGUCUCGCAUUUGUUUGGUUGCUGAUACCAAAGUGAAAUCAUUCCUUGUCUUUUUGUUGGUGAUUUAGCAUCUUUUCAACCUGGGCUCUCGUUGUUUAAUUUGUUGACCGUAAAGUCUGAAUUUGCUUGAAAGAUUUUCAGUCAAGGGUCAAAAGUCCCCCUGUGAAAGAUUUAUUGAACCGUUUUGCUUAAUUUGAAGCAUAUAUUUUUCUGUAUAAGAGGUGGAAUGGAAUACAUUUAUUUCUUAUGAAAGAAUCACUAAUGGUAUGAAAUUAAUCUUCUUUUGACCUUUAACCAGACAUAUCACUGUGUUUUUCUACCCCAAACCUUGGUGAUGAGAGGUCUGGUGGGGUGUGUUAUCUAGUUCUCUCACCUUCAGCCUACAUUUAACCAAUGCCCUUUAACCCUGUUGGCUAACAAGAUCGACAGGUUCAAGAAACAAAAUAUUCUUUUAUCUAAUUCAUUACGUAGCAGUUGUCGCAAUGUGUAAUUUCUUCAUUGGCUUUAUCUGGAUAUUUAUAUAUUAAAAGGGGACAAA